Molecule: messenger RNA, 1104 nt
Organism: Toxoplasma gondii ME49
Lineage: Eukaryota; Apicomplexa; Conoidasida; Eucoccidiorida; Sarcocystidae
Exons: 4
Coding region: 1-252 (83 amino acids)
Source: RefSeq, a predicted model, not a curated record
AUGCAGACAGUCUUCAAACAUACACGGGCAAUUUCGUCGACACAUGUUCCUACGUUUCUCGCAGAAGGAACGGGACUGGGCGACGAUACUUGUGGCUUGCUAACCCUGGACUUUCGAGCACGUGCGUGGUGCCGACAUGCGCGAGUCACCCCGCCGCCGACAGAACGCACUGCUCAGCGUUCCAUGCUCAGCCCGAACUACUUCCUGGAUUCUCGACUUUUCCGUUAUCGGUGUUUCUGUCAGUUGUUUUGAAGCGGACAAUCUCAUGCAGCCAGCAGACAGCACUCCACAAAACAGCCGCGAACGCGCGUGACCUAGCGGCUGCAAGCGACACCAGGUCCAGCCACGCUGCCCACUGACUUCGGUGGCAAGGGGCAGCCGAGCCUGGCGUGGCAAGCCCAGCUGGUUUCACUGUUUUCUGGCGUUUCUCGGCGAUGGAAUGUUUUCCAGCACACAGAGCGAAUGUGGAGCCCCCGGGAAAAGUGGAUGAUCCUGCCAGACUCUGCGCGCGUGCGAGCAAGCUCUGUUUGAACACGCGGUUCCUGGCUGCUGCCACGUGCUGCCAGGACUUCCCUGUGCAGCACUCGGUUGCUGCUGCUAAGGAAAGCUGUAUCUGUCUUGCACGGGUAAACUGGGCGCCGUUCGUUUGAGAAGAAUCUUUUUCCUACAUCGUGACUCGCUCUCUUCGUCAUCGGAUCACGAGUUUCUGAAUCGCACGAGCGCCAGAACGCGGUCAGCCCAGUCACAGCUGUGCUGCACAGCGAAUCGCCGCACCCGUCGCUUCUUGCGAAACCCGUCCCACGAAAAGCUCUCCCGCCACGAUUUCGGAAACGUUUCGGGUUUCGCAGCGCGCCUGUGCCUGCCAAAACGACAAUUCUUUGCGUGUCUUGUGGAAACGGUCCUCUUUUCUGCGGCAGCCUGGUGCGGACGGGUCUUGCAGCGGCCGCGUGGCCCCAUAUCAUCUCGGCGUGUCGCGAGCUGGCCGUCCCAUGCCAAGGAACAAGCAGAACAUAUGAGAGUCUUUUGGCGCGGCACACGCAGUGACAAAACCCCUGUUUCGUCAGCCAUGCGAGUCACUGCAACCAGUCGAGUGUCGCCUUUCUU